This is a messenger RNA of Ustilaginoidea virens, 273 nucleotides long. RefSeq lists its product as uncharacterized. The transcript is spliced from 5 exons. Bases 1 to 273 code for a protein of 90 amino acids. Lineage: Eukaryota; Fungi; Ascomycota; Sordariomycetes; Hypocreales; Clavicipitaceae. The record is from RefSeq and is a predicted model, not a curated record.
AUGGAGGCCUGCCAUCGCGCAAGCAUGCUGCCGCCACUUGGGACUACGUGCGGUUCCCAUUCCAAGUCUGGUCUGGUUGGCUUUGACAUCGCGACUCAGAUACUUUCAAUGGUCAGAACUUUCCAACGUUCAGAUGGUCAAUUCAUAAGACGUGAAACAAGGGAACUAGGAGAUCCCCGAGACCCACGCGCCCACACUUUUCUCUGGGAACCUCUGGUCCCCUGUUUUCUUACUUUACCGUUUUCUCAAAUGGAAACCAUUUCAAACAUGUGA